Messenger RNA from Labeo rohita (rohu), 1309 nucleotides. RefSeq lists its product as uncharacterized. Lineage: Eukaryota; Metazoa; Chordata; Actinopteri; Cypriniformes; Cyprinidae. The record is from RefSeq and is a predicted model, not a curated record. The transcript has 11 exons. Bases 59 to 1309 code for a protein of 416 amino acids.
UGGGUUUCCUGGUUCACGGUGAAACUGACUCUUCUCCUUCCCAGCUUUGACUGCAGAGAUGCUCCAGACGGCAACAUCACACACCGACUGCGGCGAAUACCACAUCAUCGUUGGGGCUCUGAGCAGCGUCUUUGACCACAUGACUUCGCUGAGACAGCAGGAGCUCGCCCCUGUCCUGUUGGGCUACCUGAAGCAGAGACGCGCCUCGGGCUCGACUUGCGGGUCCGACACCAGCAGCCUCAGUGCUUGGCUUGAGGAGAGCUUCGGCAAAUUCUCCAUCUACGUGGAUUACAAAGACCUGCGCGAGAUCAACACGGGCUUCGACAGCUUUGAGGCACUGGACCUUCUCAGCACUUCUCAGGUCGCUCAACUGACGCUAGGGUCUGGAGCGCUGAACAGCGCGGCUCUGAUUAACAUGGUCUUUGAGCGUCUGGAGAACGGCAACUCUUUCCAGAAUGCUGAAGAGUUCUUUGUGGCUCUCACCCAGACCUCGCAGGAUUUGGACAUCAACCCUGUGGUGAGGGACAUCAUGAUGAAUCGAACCUUCGCCAUCAUCAGCCUUCACUUCGCCGACUUUGCGACCGACGACUGGGUUUCCUGGUUCACGGUGAAACUGACUCUUCUCCUUCCCAGCUUGACGGCAGAGAUGCUCCAGACGGCAACAUCACACACCGACUGCGGCGAAUACCACAUCAUCGUUGGGGCUCUGAGCAGCGUCUUUGACCACAUGACUUCGCUGAGACAGCAGGAGCUCGCCCCUGUCCUGUUGGGCUACCUGAAGCAGAGACGCGCCUCGGGCUCGACCUGUGGGUCCGACACCAGCAGCCUCAGUGCUUGGCUUGAGGAGAGCUUUGGCAAAUUCUCCAUCUACGUGGAUUACAAAGACCUGCGCGAGAUCAACACGGACCUGCGUGACCUCAACACAGGCUUCGACAGCUUCGAGUCUUUGGACCUUCUGAGCGCUUCUCAAGUUGCUCAGCUGACACUACACUCCGGAGCGCUGAACAACGCGCACCUGAUGGAAAUGGUCUUUGACCGCCUGGAGGGCGGCAACUCCUUCCAGGAUGUUGAAGAGUUCUUGGAGGCUCUCAGCAGGUCCUCACAGGAUUUGGACAUCAAUCCUGUGGUUAGGGACAUCAUGAUGAAUCGAACCUUCACCAUCAUCAGUCUUCAUUUUGCCGACUUCCUGAGCUACGACUGGGUUUCCUGGUUCACGGUGAAACUGGUUCCUCUCCUCCCCAGCUUGACUGCAGAGAUGCUCCAGACAGUAACAGCAAACACAGACUGCAACGCAUACCACGUCAUAUGA